This is a messenger RNA of Scheffersomyces amazonensis, 7046 nucleotides long. RefSeq lists its product as uncharacterized. The transcript is spliced from 2 exons. The record is from RefSeq and is a predicted model, not a curated record. Lineage: Eukaryota; Fungi; Ascomycota; Pichiomycetes; Serinales; Debaryomycetaceae. The coding region runs from base 236 to 6928 and encodes 2230 amino acids.
GAAGAAUCAGAAAUCUAGUGGUUCUUCCUUAACUCCGAAAUUGAUAGCUAUCCUUCAUAAAUUAAAGGAAGUAUCAUUAAAAGUGGUGGUAGUAGAAACAAAAGUAAAUCUUCAUGUUCCUGAUCCUAAGGAUCCACUCACCUCAUAUGUUCGGAAUUCAAAGGGGAAUAUAAUUGUGACAUUUUCAUUAUUAUCAUUCUUUCAUCGAUUCUAUACCAAGAAUUUCAAUACCCUCAUGACCAAUAAGAGACGAUCCAAACGAUUCAGUUUGAAUGGAUUAUUUAAACUCAAGAACUUUCGAUUUGAAGCCGCUGGAAAUUCCGUUCAUCUUGCUAAAAUCAAUUUACUCUCGAUCUUCAAUAUUGUUGAAUCUACUUUAUCAUUAAAGAUUUCCAGUAAAGAUGUUAAAAUUAAAUCUGUCAAUGCUGCAGUAUUUCACCUUGUACGAGAAUUCAGGAAUCGAUCAAUUAUUCAUUUUAAUGAGAAGUAUGCCUACUUAACAGCCAAAAGUUUUCAACAAUCUAUCUUACCUCAAGUUGAAGAUGAACAAUUUGAUCAAGUAUACUAUAAUCUUUUUGAAUUAGCUCCUAAAUUCCUUGUAUCAUUUAAACUGACUAUUACUAAUAUUCAAGCUGAGAUUGUAUGUAAGGAUGGACUUCCAUCCCAUAUUAUAUAUGAUGAAAAGCUUGAAAAAGAUAUUGAUUUAAGUGAAUAUAAGCGAGGAGUUACCCUUCGAUUGAAUGAUAUAUCGGUGAUAUAUAAGAAACAAAAGGAAGAUAUUCAUAUGGGUAUUAAAUCCUUAGAAAUGUUUACUGUUAGUGAAUAUACUACGGAAUAUAUUGCUGAUUUCGAUCAUGUGGAAUGGCAAGGAUCUGAUUCAGAAUUCACAGAUAUGUCAUCAUUAAAUUCUCGAAUCUCCAUCAAUAAUAUCGAAGGUGAUGAUGAUGAAACAUGGACUAAUUCUCGAAAAGUUAAACGAGUAUUAAGUAUACGAGAGAUUAGUCUUGGUAAUCGUUCAACUAAUGAAACCACUAAAGAUAUAAAUCGUCUUCAUCUUGAAAUCCCUGAAGUUGAUGGAAGAAUGGAUAUCUUUUUCUUAUGGUGUACUAUCUAUGCCAAGACACUUGUUAAUUUAUAUGCUCCUACGGUUGAAAGUAAUUGUCUGAAGGAAGAAAUGAAACGACUCAGUGGACCUCUGAGUAAAUUAAAGUUGGAUAUAUCCGUUCAUUCAUUUGCUACGGUCAUUAGACUACCUAAUGAUGUGGAUGUUAUGAUUGAACUUGAUAGCUUACGUAUGAAGAAUGCCUUAGUGGCUAAUAGUACCACACUAAAAUAUGCUAGAUUAUAUGUUAUUCAUCCAUCUACCAAGCUUUGGACAAGACUUAUAAUCAUUAAAGAGCCCUUGAUUAAUGUGGAGACUCAUAAGAUUAUGGAACAUACUCAAGUGGCUGUGUCGGCCGCCAUUAUACGACUUAAUAUUCCUCAUCAAUUCCUCUUUUAUACAGUGAUAGAUAACUUUGUUACCUUAUUUAAAACCAUAACUCAACUCAAUUAUAACUUUCGAAAUAUGGGGUAUGGAAUCUAUGACUAUAGUCGAAUCUUACCACAAGCCAAGCCAGCACCUAAGAUCCCUAAUGUCAAUAUUAAAACCAAAAUGUUUGGACUCACCAUUGAGAAUGAUCCAUUUGAGAAUGAGUUAUCGUAUAUCUAUGAAUUGGGAUUGGUGGAACAGAGAGAACGACUUAAGAAAUGGAAGGAAUUUGAUAAGAAGGCCGAAGCCAUGCGAAGUGGCGUUGAACCAUCGAUUGAGGAUAAGAUUAAGUUAUCUUCUGUGCCUCCUCCAAGAAAGAAAGUGGGAGGAAUCACUACCAACACCAACACCAACACCACCAACACCACCGCCAACACUACUAUGGCCAAUUCCAAUUCCAAUUCCAAUUCUACUUCUACAAACACAACUACUGUUCCCAAAUUCACUAGUCCACUUCGACAAUUCUUUUCAGAAAGUGAACGAGCUCUGGGUAAGUCUGGAGGUAAAAGUUCUGCUGCCUCAUCUACCAAUAUUAAUGGUAAAUCAGAUACUGCAGAACAGGUGGAAGAAAAGAUUCAAAUGGCUAAGGAACAUUUGGAAUCUAAUUUGGCUACGUCAUGGAUCGCCAAGUAUAAGGUAUUCCGAAAAGUUAAAGUGGAUAGUUGGAAGAAACGAUGUAUACGAGCAUGGGGAGAUGAUGUGGUUAGUGGGAUUAUUACUGAGAAAUUUGAUAUUCUUGAUCAUCCUGAAGGUCCUACCUUAAUGGGAGCUGUAUUCCGAGAUUUGGAUUUGAAUAUCUCUCAAGCUGCUCUUCCUGAUGUGGAUCAAUUCCUCUAUGAAUAUGGUCAAAAUCAACCUAAAUUAGACUAUUCUAUCCUUGUCCCACUUUCAUUCCAUCUUCGAAGUCGUUCACUCUAUGCAUUCCUACGAGAUUAUCCACUCCCACUUGUAUCAUUUCCUGAGAAUCAUGACUUAUCCAAACCCACUGUCAAUAUCUAUGGAGAUAUAGUCAUUAAUGAGAAACUUGUUCAUCGUAAAGAAGAAAUGAGAUUCAUCUUUGUCCCCUUCUCUCCGGCUGUAACAGGGCAUAAGUUUGAAGAUAGUUUCUAUUCGGUGUUCAUUCCAAGAACGUUAACUCCCGUUAAGUUUAUGGUUAAUUUAACUUGUGAUUUGAAUACUGAUAGAGCCUGUAUGAUUUCUUGGUGUAAAUCUUAUCAAGCAGCUAUGCUGGCUGCUUCUAUGGCAUUUGAUAAUUUUACUAAACCUAAAAUUGAUGAUAGUCCAUUAGGAUGGUGGGAUAAAGUAGCAUUAUUACUUCAUGGGAAAGUUAAAUUUAAUAUUGCUAAUGAGUUAUGUCUUCAUAUUAAGAGUUCGACUAAUCCCUAUGAAUUAGUAGGAAAGAAUGCAGGAUUUGUAUUCUGUUGGAAGAAUAAUGUGAGUCUUCGAAUUAAUGAGACUGGUCAACUGAAGGAAUUAAUUAUAUUAGAGAGUGAUGAUUUUGUACUUGGAAUUCCUAAUUAUUCCAUUCAAGAACGUAAGACUUGGAGUUUAUUCUAUGAUGAAAUGGAAGAAUAUGUACCAGAUAUUGAUCUGGAAGCUAAGAAAUUUAGUAAACGAGUUAUGAAGUUGAGUUCAGCCAAUAAAGUUCAAUGGACUUUGGGGAUUUUACUUGAACGGAAUAAGAAUGGGACGGCAAUUUUAAGUGAUGAUCAAGAGAGAACUAGUGAAUUUAAACCUCAUUAUGAUGUGGUAGUGACUAGUCCACAAUUUGAAUGGCAUCCAGAUUCUUAUGCUAAGUAUAGAUCAGAUUAUAUUCAUAUGGCAAUAUCAGUAAUUUCUACUUCAGCAGAAGGGAAUUCUCAUAAUGCUGUAUAUUUAACACCAUUAACAUUCCAUUACUUCUUUACGUGGUGGAAUCUAUUGAAGAACCAUACAUCUUUACCCAUUAGACAAGGUCGAUUAUUUCAUGAUAAAGUGGCUGAUCCAUCUCAUGUUAAAAUGGGUCCUCAUCUUGUGACAUUAAAGUAUCAAUUAGUACUUGAUCCAUUAACUGUAUCUCAUAUGUAUAUGCAUUCACAUUCAUCCAAAUCUGGUCAUGAACGUAUAGCCUUUACCGGUUUAAAGGGUAAAUGUACUCGGUUCUCAUUAGAUCUUCAUCAACGUAAAGAAGUAGUAACGUAUGUCAAUAAGAAAUUAAAUAUUGAAAAUAAAGUACAACACUUUAAGAUGAAUCAGGGAGAAAUUAAUGCCCAUGAAACUGAUUUACGAUUUGUUAAUGCCAUAUUUAAGGAUACAUCCAUGAGAGGACAAUUGGCCUCAUUUUUAAAUGGAAGUGUUCAUGAAUCUAUAUCAUCUCCUAACUAUUCUGAAACCACUUCAAAGUUUAAGAAUUGGACAGAUAAUGUUGAUGUAUUUGAUAAUGAUUUCUCAUGGGUUGAUCCUGAUGAUUUUAUUGAACUUGAAGUUAGAGGUCCGUUAUCUCCUUAUCCUCAUAUCACAGUUAUUCCCUUUUGUUUUACUCCUAAAUUCAGUUAUGUGAGAGAGUAUUCUCUUCACAAGGAUGGUACUUAUCCAUUUGGUCAUGAACAUUCUCAUGAUUGUCUUAUGGGAAUGGCUAAGCCGGAAGAGACUCAAGCAUUGCUUCUUAAGAGACGAAUGAAGACACUUGAGAGUGAUAUAAAGACAAGUAAAUCAGUACUUGAGACUUGUGGUGGUACUGGCACUACAGCUGAUCGAAUUAAACUCGAUCUUAAGGUUCAACAGGAGAAGUUGGAGGUUGUUCAGUCACUUUAUGAAGGGUUUGUUGAUUCAGAUCUGGGUCUGCGUCUGCGUCUGCAUCUGAGUCAUGGACUGGGUCAUGAAUCGGAUACGGAUAGUCUUGACCUUGCCCGAAGCACGUCUCGUUCCUUAUCAGUAUACUCGAGUCAUGCAUCUUAUAUAGGACUUGGAGCCUGUGUAGUGGGAGGUGUUAGUCAAUUCCAUAAUCGAUUCAUUGUUCAUAAUUUACAAUUGAAAUGGAAUAACUCGUUACGAGAUUUGUUUAUUGAGUAUAUACAACGAGUCAGUGAUCGUAAAUCUCAUGUAUACUAUAUGAGUAAACGAGCAGUUGAUUUAGUUGAAAGUGUUAUAAAUUCCAGUGUUGAACGAGAGGGAGAUGAAGUACCAGAUACUCAAGGAACAGCCUUUACUCGAGAAUUUAAGAGUGGAGAAGAAGUAAUUAAUGGAUUUAAUGAUGAGAUUGAUGAGAUGGAUGAUCCAUUAUAUGAACCCGAAUAUAAAUAUCUUGUUAAAUUCAUUCAUCCUCAAAUACAAUUAGUAAGUCUGAAGACGGUUGACUCAUGUAUGAUUAUUACUAGCCGAGAUUUAGAAAUGAGAAUCAUUGAUGUUAAUAUGGGUAAUACCAAUCAAAUCAUUAAUGAUAGUUCAUUACUGAAUCUUGUAGAGUCUCGAUAUGGAGUGUUGUUUAAGGAUUCUCAUGUGUUUGUAUUUAAUCGUCAAGAUAGUGGAAUUAUGCAUCCUGAAAUCGCCUAUGGAAAUGAAAAUCAAGCAGUCAAUGUUAAUUGGCCUCCAUGGCUUGAAUGUGAAGUAUGUUAUGAUACUUCAUGGGCCAAGACUCAACUUAUUAUUGAACGGAAUUCUAUGGCAUUAGUAUUAAAGAAACCCAAUUUCUUAUUUUCUGAAAAUAAUGCUGUUAAUCAAAGUAAUGAGAUUGUAGUACAAUUGGCCAAGAUUGUUAUUAAUGCUACAUCUCAACAGUAUAGUAGUAUGUUCUAUGUAAUUACAGAUUUACUUGUUCAUGGUAAGACUAAACGAGAUGAAUUACUUAAUCGUCUUGAUAAGAUUAUGUCACUUUCAGAUUCUGCUGAUUUUCAAGGAUUAGAUGAUAGAGUUCGGAAUCUUCAAUUUACUAUUCGAGAGUAUAAUAAUUUACUUUUAAAAUUAGACUUUAAGAGUAUUGAUAUUAAUGCCCAAGAGAAGGAACAAUUACGAAUCUUGGAACUUGAAUUAGAACGUCUGAAAGUUGAACUUAGUGUACUUAUGAAAGGGUUGGGACUGAGAUAUAAACAACAAUCCACUAAACAAAGUAGUAGAUUCUGGAAUAUCUUGGCUGAUCAAGUGAUUUGGCAUUUAUUAGAUGAUAAUCGUGAACCAUUUAUUGAUUUUGCCUUAGCUUCAUCUCGUUAUACUCGUAUAGAUUCAUAUGAUGGAUCUGAUAUUCAUAAAGUUGAAGUUAGUAUGAUUCAAGGAUUUAAUUUACAAGAAGGUACUGUAUAUCCAGAAUUAUUACGACCUUAUUUAGAUGGUAAAGAUAUGGAUUCACCAGGAAUUAAACAAACUAUUGGGAAAUGUGCUGAUAAUCCUCCAAUCAUUGAAAUGACUUGGAAAAUGUUGGAAGAUGUUGGAGGUAUCCCUAUCAUUCAACAUGCUAAAUUAGCCAUUCAACCGUUAAAAGUUGAAUUGGAUUAUAAUACGGCUAAGGCCUUAUUUAAGUAUAUGUUCCCUGAUUCAGAUACUGAAUCAGAUGAUUUAGAACGAGACUUGUAUGGAGAUGAUGAAGAAGAUGAAGAAGCAGAAGGUGAAGCCGAUGGUGAAGCUGAUGAUUCAGAAGAGAGUAUCUUUUCCAAUAAUAAACCAUCACGGAAUCCAUUCAAGAACUUUAUAGCUAAGCAUCGAUCCCCAUCGAGUAGUCGAUCUCUGAUGGAUACAAACUUUGAUAAUACUACUAAUGAAGUAGCAUCAUCACGAGCUUCAUCAGAUAAUUUAUCGCUUGCAUCAGAAACUCAAGAAAAGGUUAAUCAACUCUUGAAACCAAAGAAGAAAGAUAAGUAUACCGAAGAAGGAGAUGAUAUCUCUAUUAUUAUCAGUAGAUCAUUGAAAUAUAAAUCAAUGAUAGAAGUUGAAGUGGCUAGCUUUAAAUUAUAUGCUAGUUUUAAAGCUCCUAAACAUCUUAAUAUUCUUGAUGUUCAUAAACUUCGACUUAAUAUUCCUAACUUAAAAUAUACCAAUAAGAUUUGGUCAGGUGAAGAUUUUUGUGUUAGACUUCGGAAAGAUAUUAUUAAAAUCAUUUUAAAUCAUACCGGGAAAAUUAUUGGGAAUAAAUUUAAGUAUAGAAAUCGGAAUGCUGUGGCUGAACCUUUGAAACAAAUAUCUGAUUAUGCAUCUUUUAUGACCAUUAAAGAUUUACAACUGCUUGGGCGUGCUCGUGAUACUGCUCGAACUCAUCUUGAUGAAAAUCAUCAUGGUCAUGUUCAUCCUCAUGCUCAUCAUCAUCAUCAUAAUCUUAAGAAAUCUCGGACUUAUUCUAAUAAUGCCUUUGCAUUUGAUGGGUAUCUUAAGGAUAUUACUGAUGAGGGAGAGGAAUCCGAUACCUCUGUGGCAGUAGAUACUACUGUCUAGUCGAUAUUAUAGGGUGUUUAUAGAAUAUGUAAUAUAAUUAUGAAUUGAAUAAGUAAAUUGCGCUACUGUGUAAAAAGGAAACAGCUCUAUGUUAAAAUUGGAAUAAACAAAUAGUUAG